This is a messenger RNA of Loa loa (African eye worm), 1786 nucleotides long. RefSeq lists its product as hypothetical. NCBI's taxonomy places the organism in Eukaryota, Metazoa, Nematoda, Chromadorea, Rhabditida, Onchocercidae. Gene Ontology annotation, biological process: phospholipid metabolic process. The transcript is spliced from 12 exons. The coding region runs from base 20 to 1633 and encodes 537 amino acids. Gene Ontology annotation, molecular function: glycerophospholipase activity. The record is from RefSeq and is a predicted model, not a curated record.
AAUUUUCAGAGGAUGGACAAUGAAUGCUUGGAAAGCAGGUAGCUGCGCGUUACUUCUUUACUUGACGCUUCUGUCAUGUGGUACAGAAAUAUCCGGGCACUUAAUAAAUGCACCACCGAACAGCGCUAAAAAUGCUGUGAAGGAUUAUCCGGAGGAUGCACCGAAAUUUAUUUCCACACCUCAACAAGAGAUGGGACAACCUAGAAAGCAUUUCAAAGAAAGCAGGGUAGAUGAUCGCGACAUUCACGCUGAAGGAGGUAGCUCGGAAGAGGACGAGGAAGUGGGAAAGGAGGAAGAACAGGAUGAUCUAAGUGACAGUGACCUAAGCGAAGAGAUGGAUGAUAAAACCAACCGAAAUUUAUCUCCGGUACAACUUCACGAUUCGGUAGAUUCAAAGGAGCCGAAAAAUGAUGCCGUUUCUGUUAUCCAUAAUUCGUUCAUUAGUAGGAAAACAUUCAGUUGUCCAAAAAUCAAAAAUGAUUUCGUGACCGGUACCGAUACGGGUGAUUUGAGUCCGGAAGAUAUUGGAAUCAUUGCCGCAAUGGGUGAUUCCCUUGCUACCGGAACAGGACUAUGGCCUCAAACGGACAUCGAAUUUCGUGGGGCUGCAUUCCCAAUUGGUGGUGAUGCAACCAUUGAUGGGCUUGUUACCAUUGCCAAUAUAUUGCACGAAUUUAACGAUAAGUUGAUUGGUGUAUCGCACGGUAUGGGUACAAAAUUUCAGUUGCCUUAUCAUCAGCUAAAUGUUGCGGAAAGCGGUGCUACUUCGUCCAGUGUACCUUUACAGGCGAAAGAGUUGGUCAAAAGGCUCAAUGCAUUACGCGAAGUAGAUAUCAACAGUGGAUGGACAAUGGUCAUUAUCACUAUUGGUACUGAAGAGAUCUGUAAAGUUUGUCGGGCUCCUGACUACGAUGCUCUCUUAGAAUCCCUGCUCAUCCUGAAUCAAGGUAUUCAAAAUGCGCUUGUGAUACUUGUUGGACCAAUCCAUGUUUCAUCCUCUUAUCAUCGAGAAGCUAACUUACUCAAGUCUCGUUGUGCUUGUUCCAUGGAUAAAUCCGACAAGUUCAUGAAAGAAUUAAGUAAGGAAUGGACUAAGGCAUUUGUUCGAUUACAGGCCCAUUUUGAACAGCCAUAUAUCAAGCGACAAAAAUUUGGUCUUCUGGCACUACCGAUGCUAACUAUUACAUCACGUUAUCCAUCUUCUUUGUUUAUUCCAAAUCGUCCACUUCUAAACCGAAAAGGACAUACUUACGCUGCAAAAUGGUUGUGGAAUCGGCUUAUUACUGGACCUACCUACAACCUUUCAUCAACGGUCCUUUCUCAGGAUUCAUAUUACUGUCCAUCGAUGGGAUGUCCAUAUUUCCGAACACCAGCAAAUCGACAGUACUGCCGGUUGCUUCGUCAUGUCGAUAUGGAAAAGCAAAACGAAGGAAUUGCUGGUAGACCGAUGAGGAGAUCAAGACAGAAGCUGUAUGCAACAGCUGGUACCGUUGUGCUUAUUUGUUUUCUCACUGUGUUGCUCAUUGGUACUAUACUUUAUCAAAAGAGUAAAUAUGAAAAACGCAUUAGGUACGGGAAAAGUUUAUAUAUGGACAAGGAAGGAACAUUGGAUUUAUUAACCGUCAAGAACUGAAUGGAGAAUUCAACUGAAGAGAUGAGGAAUAAAGCUUUUUGCGAUAAGCAAAAAAAGCAACUUUGACAGCCUUAUUGUUGUUUUAAACAAGAGCUGUAUCGAAAUUUAAUUUUGUUUGUGAUAAUUAUGAGCAACCACAAAAAAUAAUAAAAG